UAUUUAUGUAACGAGGCGCAAAGUGAGUUUUGGAAGAAGAAAAAUAAUCUUGUUCUUCAAGGGUGUACAUACAUAACAUAAAUAAUAUAAACAAUCCAGCCCAUUUGGCUGAUUGACACAUUUAUUAGAUACGGUGACCGUGCGUAGUGUUCGGUUGCACCAAAAUAAUCAAGUGUUCUCUAAAUCAAAUAAGCUGUGUUUACUGCAAUAGAAUUUAGUGUUGUGUUGUAAUAAGCGAUUUGGUUUUGCAAAAUAGAAGAAAAUGGUUUUAGUAUCGAUGCUUCGACAGACAGCUGCCAAGCGAAUUCCUCUGAUAAAAUUCCGGCGUCAACGGGAAGAAGAAGUGGUUGCUGCUCGGAGUGGUUCGUUACAAAGUGGUGAUGCAAAAGGAAAAUCAUCAUCACCAGCUGCGGCAAUUAGCUUACCAACUAUCGAAGAUUGGCAAUUGCCAAACCGAUAUCGUAGAAAACCAUUGGACGCAUUCGAAAUCGAGUACAUCAAUCGAGGCGGUCCAGCUUAAGUCCAUCAACCGAAAUCGUUGCCAGAAGAAUCCAUAUAAUCUUAUUAGGUGUUGCAAAACGAGUUAAUUUUACACGAGAAAACGCAGAGCAAAUCGAAACGGAAAAAAUAUGCACAGAUAAAAUAAACGAAACAUACUUAACAUAAAUAGAAUAAUGAAUAAAAAUGUAUCUCGUUAGAAA
This is a messenger RNA of Sitodiplosis mosellana (orange wheat blossom midge), 701 nucleotides long. RefSeq lists its product as uncharacterized. Lineage: Eukaryota; Metazoa; Arthropoda; Insecta; Diptera; Cecidomyiidae. The record is from RefSeq and is a predicted model, not a curated record. Bases 263 to 520 code for a protein of 85 amino acids. Gene Ontology annotation, biological process: 2-oxoglutarate metabolic process. The transcript is spliced from 2 exons.